Messenger RNA from Hyalella azteca, 2321 nucleotides. RefSeq names its product mitochondrial ornithine transporter 1. Bases 152 to 1387 code for a protein of 411 amino acids. The transcript has 7 exons. Lineage: Eukaryota; Metazoa; Arthropoda; Malacostraca; Amphipoda; Hyalellidae. The record is from RefSeq and is a predicted model, not a curated record. Gene Ontology annotation, molecular function: L-ornithine transmembrane transporter activity. Gene Ontology annotation, biological process: mitochondrial L-ornithine transmembrane transport.
CUGAACUUAUUUGCAGAUUGUGAUCACUCCUAAGCCCAUCAAAAAAAUAUUACAGCAUCAAUCUACGGCUCAGUGGACAGUAGUUAGUGAUUUCUGAUGAAGUUUUCGUUUAGUGUUGAAAUCUUUUACGUAGUAAUAUAAUAAAAUUACUAUGAGAGUGUCAGCAAUGGAGUCGCCGAAAACAAGUUCUCCGCUUCAAAGCGCGAGUUACAGCGUGGCAAAUACCUCUUACAAAUUCUUGGAAACUAUUUGGGGUAAAAACGAACACCAGUUUCUACUGGUUGGCAGUCCACCCGGGCCACGGUCGUGUCAUUUCUCCUCGUCGCACAUCACCAACUUGCUGCCGGAACAUAAUUUUUUCGUUUCUGGCCCUCCAAUCCCGCCGAUUGGACGCAGCAACCUCACCGCGUCGUUUCUCGGAGGCAAGGUUACGUGUCCGCCUUCUCCGCAGAAGUCUCCUUCUUUCUCGUUCAAUCUGGAAAAAAUGACUCAAAUUGCGCGAGAAGCUGCCGUGGAUCUUGCUGCAGGGUCAGCCGGUGCCAUGGUAUCCGUAUACGCCGGCCAACCCUUGGACACCGUCAAAGUCAAGAUGCAGACAUUCCCCGCCAUCCACAGAACGAUGCUGCAGUGCUUCCGUAACACCCUGCACAAGGAAGGCAUUCGGGGGCUCUACGCUGGUACUGUUCCUGCCCUAGCCGCAAAUAUCGCUGAAAAUUCUGUGCUCUUCGCUGCGUACGGCAUGUGCCAGAGAGCUGUUGCUCUGUCCACCGGUGUCAAGGGCCCAGAAGAGUUGUCGAGCCUCGGCAACGCAGCAUCGGGAUUUUUUGCAGCAUUCUUCUCCUCACUGACGCUGUGUCCAACAGAGCUCGUGAAGUGCAGACUUCAGGCAAUGAGGGAACUCCAAGAGAUCACCGGCUGCUCACCGCGCUCUAACAAGAGCCUGGGCCCGUGGACCGUGACUCGCUACAUCCUCUCUACGGAAGGCGUGCCAGGGCUGUUCCGAGGCCUGACCGCAACCUUCGCCAGGGAGAUGCCGGGAUAUUUCUUCUUCUUCGGCGGCUACGAAGCUACACGUACAUUCCUUACCAAAGACGGGCAAACCAAAGACGACAUCGGGCUCCUGAACACAUUCAUUUCUGGCGGCGUGGCGGGCUGUGCGCUGUGGACGGCGAUGUUCCCUACCGACCUCAUCAAGUCCAGAAUCCAAGUGGCCGGCGACACCUCGCCUAUGUGGCGGGUUGCCGUCGACAUUUACCGCACUGAAGGUUUAAUGGCAUUCUACAAUGGAUUGAGGCCAACGUUGAUACGAUCUUUCCCUGCCACGGGACUGUUGCUUGUGACCUACGAGUAUGUCAAGAAAGCCAUGCAGUCACCGGAACCCGCGUAAUUGUCUUAAGUAAUCCGUAGAAACUUUUAUAAUUUAUGAUAAGUGGAAGUGUAACACAGAGUUUAAGAUAGGGUCUCAGAUUUAAUUCUAAACUUCAUUCCGUUCAUGAAAUAGUGCAUUAAAUAAAUGUUAAUUUUAAACAUUUGUUCGACAUUCACGUUGAUUGUAUUGAAUAAAUUAUGUGUGCAAUGGGUAAGCGUUUCAAAAUAUGCGUACUAGUCUCAACAAGUGUAUCCUGCUGCUGCAAUAUGGGAAACGAAAUGUUAUAGCAUGAAAUGUAUGUUUUCAUAUUUUAAAGGAAAAAGAAGUGUCGUAUUUAUCCUCCUCUGUGUUCAUACUUAAGUUAAGCUCUCUCUGCUGCCGUAUGAAUGAACGUGAUGGUGUAUUAUAUAUUAUUUUCAAUAAUAAAAUAAUUUUUAAGAAGCUCCUUUGUAAAAUAAAGUUUAUAAAACUAAGCAUUUGAUAUGAACUACAAGUAAAUGGAUGAUUCGUAACUAAAAUCGUGUUCGUCUUUGUUGUAGGUCUUAGACGGUUAAAGUUGCUUGCGGUUCAUAAUCAUGUGUUUGGACUGAUAUUUAAAUUUUUCUGCGAUUUGAUUAUAUACAAUUAGCCAUGUUGUCAGUUCUGUGCUCUCUGUUGACAUGCACGUCUUUGUCAAGGACCUAUUGAGCUGAGUUUGCUCCUCACUGUAGUAUUGUUAAUAAUCACGGCUGAUAAACAAGAAACGUUUGAUGGCAUUUAUCAUUAUGAUCAUGGUGCCUGCUGAUGCUGUUGAUAAUAUUGUAAUGCUGAGCAUACUUCAACACUUGAUGAAAAAUUAUAAUACAACCCACGUAUGUUCAUAAAUAUUCGUGCCUGUUUGCAACAUUCUUCGAGAGCAAACCAUUCAUAAACAAGACAACAUUCGUGAGUAAAAUGAAUUUUAGAAAGCGAA